AUCGUUUUAUUAUUAUUGUUUUAAUAUUUAUUCUUUCUAUAGGUUUUUUAAUUAUUAGUCCUAAUUUAAUUAGAAUUUUAUUAGGUUGAGAUGGUUUAGGUUUAGUUUCUUAUUGUUUAGUUAUUUAUUAUCAAAAUGUAAAAUCUUAUAGUGCUGGUAUAUUAACUGCACUUUCUAAUCGUAUUGGUGAUGUUGCUAUUUUAAUUUCUAUUGCAUGAAUGUUAAAUUUUGGUGGUUGAAAUUAUAUUUAUUAUUAUGAUUUUAUUUCUAAUUCUUUUGAAAUAAAGCUCAUUACUAUAUUAAUUGUCUUAGCAGCUAUAACUAAGAGAGCUCAGAUUCCUUUCUCUUCAUGACUUCCUGCUGCUAUAGCAGCUCCUACUCCUGUUUCUGCUUUAGUUCAUUCUUCUACUCUUGUUACUGCUGGUGUUUAUUUAUUAAUUCGUUUUAGACCAAUAUUGGAUACUUAUAAUUGUGGUUGAUUUUUACUUUUAAUUGGUUGUAUAACUAUAUUUAUGGCUGGAUUGGGCGCUAAUUUUGAGUUUGAUUUAAAGAAGAUUAUUGCUCUUUCUACUUUAAGACAACUUGGUUUAAUAAUAAGAAUUUUGGCUAUAGGUUAUCCAAAUCUUGCAUUUUUUCAUUUAUUGGCUCAUGCUUUAUUUAAGGCAUUAUUAUUUAUAUGUGCAGGUUCAAUAAUUCAUAAUUUGAAGGAUUCUCAGGAUAUUCGUUUUAUAGGAUCAAUUGUUAAUUUCAUACCUUUAACUUCAGUUUGUUUUAAUGUUUCUAGUUUAUCUUUGUGUGGAAUACCUUUUUUAGCGGGAUCUUAUUCAAAGGAUUUAAUUCUUGAGAUGGUUUGUUUAAGAUGAAUUAAUUGUUUAAUUUUUUUUCUUUAU
This is a messenger RNA of Schistocerca gregaria, 890 nucleotides long. RefSeq names its product NADH-ubiquinone oxidoreductase chain 5-like. Gene Ontology annotation, molecular function: NADH dehydrogenase (ubiquinone) activity. The transcript has a single exon. NCBI's taxonomy places the organism in Eukaryota, Metazoa, Arthropoda, Insecta, Orthoptera, Acrididae. Gene Ontology annotation, biological process: ATP synthesis coupled electron transport; electron transport coupled proton transport. The coding region runs from base 513 to 863 and encodes 116 amino acids. The record is from RefSeq and is a predicted model, not a curated record.